Messenger RNA from Carica papaya (papaya), 994 nucleotides. The record is from RefSeq and is a predicted model, not a curated record. NCBI's taxonomy places the organism in Eukaryota, Viridiplantae, Streptophyta, Magnoliopsida, Brassicales, Caricaceae.
AUGGAACAGUUAUGUACGACUAGAUUGAAGCCUAGCAUAAUGCAGUCAAAUGCCGGGUCGCUCUCAGCUCCAAGAAGCAUAUCGCAGAACAAGAUUUUUGUUCCUACGUGCAAUGCAGUCAAAUUUGACAGGAGAAUUUCAUUUGAAUCGAACAGUUCAUCUUCUAGCCCACUCUGUGGUUCGCGGUGGACGGUCCCGCUCAAUUCUUCUUCUAAGAGAAGAUUUGGUCUUCUCACUUCGAUCCGGGCUAGUACUGGGGAAGUGGAUUUGCAAUCAAAAGUAACCCACAAAGUGUACUUGGAUAUCAGCAUUGGCAAUCCUGUGGGGAAGCUAGCUGGUAGGAUUGUCAUAGGAUUGUUUGGUGAUGAUGUGCCUCAAACAGCGGAGAACUUCCGGGCUUUAUGUACAGGGGACAAGGGCUUCGGCUAUAAAAAUUCCACGUUCCAUCGUGUAAUUAAGGAUUUCAUGAUUCAAGGAGGGGACUUUGAUAAAGGGAAUGGAACUGGAGGCAAAAGUAUAUAUGGACGGACAUUUAAGGAUGAAAACUUCAAGUUGUCGCACAUUGGACCUGGAGUUGUUAGUAUGGCAAAUGCAGGCCCUAAUACAAAUGGGAGUCAGUUUUUCAUUUGUACUGUGAAGACACCAUGGCUUGAUCAGAGGCAUGUUGUAUUUGGGCAAGUUUUGGAAGGGAUGGAUAUCGUCAAGCUUAUAGAGUCACAGGAGACUGAUAGAGGAGACCGACCCAGAAAGAAGGUGAUCAUUGCUGAUUGUGGCGAACUUCCAAUUUCUGAUGCUUAAUUUUGGCAAACCCUUGGCACUUGAUCUGUUGCAUUUGCCUUGUGUCAUACUAGUUUAUACAAUUCGAAGAGCUCUUUUUAUGCUGGUCAGUGUUAAUAUUUGAUCUCAAAUUUUCUUCCUGGACAUCGUUGACUCAGUAAUCAUCUAUAUGUGGUAUUUAAUGCAGUAGAUUUACAAUAAAUUUGAGUUGAGUUGA